AUGACUAGGUGUCGAAUUUGUUUUUUAUUUCCUUUCCAACUUGUCAUAAUUUGUUAUGAUAUGAAUCCAGGUAGUGAAGUUUUCGAUGAAACCGUCUUGACCAACCCGCGAUCCUUUGAUUACGAUUUUGCCGACGAUCUCUUACAUGUCGCAGACAAGAACGAUCUCUAUGACGAAUUACUUUAUCAGCUUCCUCCUUUCAACUUAUACAAACUGGGUAUCGACCGCGGUACUACACGGGCAAGUUAUUUUCUCUUUAGAACAUUCCUAAUGUUAUGUGUUUGCCAUUUAUCUUCUUGGUUUUCAGAAAGAUGGCAAUGA
This is a messenger RNA of Angiostrongylus costaricensis, 321 nucleotides long. The record is from the annotation of a GenBank genome assembly. Lineage: Eukaryota; Metazoa; Nematoda; Chromadorea; Rhabditida; Metastrongylidae.